This is a messenger RNA of Spirodela intermedia, 3962 nucleotides long. Lineage: Eukaryota; Viridiplantae; Streptophyta; Magnoliopsida; Alismatales; Araceae. The record is from the annotation of a GenBank genome assembly.
AUGAGAGGAAUCCUCUGCUGCCGACCCGCCGCCGCCUCGCCGUCCUCCGGUCCCAUUCUCUCUCCUCCCUGCUCGCCGUGCAGGGGUCCCCGGGGGGUUCCUCCGGCGAGGUCUCUGUCCGUGGUCACUGGAGUGGAAUCCGAGGUCUCCCAGGAGAGCCCCGCCAAGGCUGUCGUCCGCCGGCGCCUGAUACUGCUACGGCACGCAGAGAGCUCUUGGUCGGACCGGUCGCUCAGAGGUGUGGAGGAGAAAGAAAUCCUUCUGUCAACCCCAUCCCCCUCUCCAACUUUUAUCUGGAUGAGGUUUGGAUUGUUCGUUGGGUGAAGAACUGUUCGAUGAUUCGGUUGCUUAUAGGUUUGUCGCAUGCGAUUCUCGCAGACCAUGACCGCCCGCUCAGCAAAGCUGGGAGGAGUGACGCGAUCACGGUCUCCCGCAAGCUUCAGCAGAUGGGGUGGAUUCCGGAACUCAUCUUGUCCAGGUCUAGGGUUCUCCUCAAUCUGUGAAUUCUCUGAUACCUUUAUUCAUCCGUAAGCUUCAACACCUUCGAUUCCAUUCAAUUGAGGUCGAUUUUGCUCGUCUUGCAGUGACGCCACUCGAACAAAGGAGACUCUGCAUCUGAUGCGAGAGCACGCGGCGUGUUUCUUGGAAGCGAAAGUGCGCUACGUUCCGAGCUUCUAUUCCGUGGCAGCAAUGGAUGGGCAGACCGCGGAGCACCUCCAGAAGGCCGUCUGUGAGUACUCGGAGGACGAGAUUCUCACCGUUAUGUGAGUGUGCUCAUCCACGGCUGCCUUCUUGUGCUGCUAAUGGUGUAGUAAAGCGAAGGAGAGUUGUUUAGCCACUGGUGAAAUGAUGAGCAGGUGCAUGGGCCACAAUAAGGGCUGGGAGGAGGCAGCGUCCAUGCUCGCAGGGGCAUCAAUUGAGCUGAAGACGUGUAAUGCGGCCUUACUCGAGGCCAGUGGACAGUCAUGGAAUGAGGUGCGCUUUUUGGUGAAAGAAGGGCAUUUUAUUCUUAGAUAACUAUCUUUGAUGUCGGUAAUGGAGUAGAAUAACUGUCUGAAAGCUGGAGCUACCCCUUAUUUAAAGUUUGUUGAUUAGCACAUCCAAUUCAUUUGAUACCAAAUUUUAUCUGAGAAAGAAUCAAAUGCAUUUCACUAUUUCUGUCCUCGGUCCAGGACAAAAUUUCCAAUGAUGUCAUAAGAUGGUUAUUUUUAUGGAAACCUUAUUAUUGAGAUGCUUUCUUUCCUUUUCAGUGAUGCAUAAUAAUCGGGUUUUGGUCAUAAUUUCAUUUUCGCGUGUAUCCAAAUGGCUGUGGGAGGGCAGAACGAGAUGGAAAUAGACACUUCCUUAAAGCACCCAAUUUUUAGGGAAUUAUUCAAGGAAAGUUUGGAAUAAUUUACAACUUCAGGUUCUUGCUAGGAGAAUUUGAACAGCAAUUACCAGCUUCCUUUUAUUCCUUCAAGCUGAUGGGGAUGCGCAAGUACCAUGAUGAGUCAUGAAUUCAUUUCAUUCUUCUAGAGUGCAGGCCUGGGAAUUAGUUGUUUGCUCUAUCUUUUACCAAUUCUCAUGAACCAACAAAUGUACGAAGUCACUUUGACAGUGUUCUUAAAUGAAACUCCAGUAUCUAUUGACACAGCAUGGAUGUAUUAUAUGCCUAACCAAGUUCUCCAUUCUUAGUGAAUAUAAUUAUAUGAAGUUUGGACUAGACAAAACCCAGUAUUUGGAUGAUCAUGUUUAGCUUGGUUUGGUUAAUAGUGGACCAUCCAUAAUGGGCAAGUGACCAGAGGGCAUUUCAAGCGGUAUGCACCCAAGACAAACUGAAAGCGUCCAUUAAAGUUGAGGUUUUACCCUAGACACCUUUCAACUUGAGGUUUUUGCAAUCUCAGACGGUGCAGGCGGCCACAGCAUCUGUGACAGCAUCCUAGAGAUGUUAAAAUUUUCAGUUGAUGUUAUGUCUAGGUCUCUAUUUCUUUUCUGGUGACUCUGUCUAAUCUCGCCUAAACAUUUUCCUCCCUCAGUUCCCAAUUCCUAUUUACACUGAAAUGUUGAAAUGUCUAGUGUUGAUGCUUCCGAGAGCUUUCCAUAACUAUCUAUGGCAGAAAAAUAUUUAUUCAAUUGCUUUUAGCUUUAUUAUUCCCUAGAAUCCUUCGUAACAUUAGUGAUUUACGAAUUGGAGGGCACGAUCUUAUAUAAAGUAUCCCCCUUUAUAGUGACGAUUUUCCUUCCAGCUUGUCAUUAUUUUUUCAAUCUUCUAUCCGACCAUAACCAAUUCCUUUUCAAGACUCUUCUAAUAAGUGACAUUCCUAGGUUAGAAAUACGAAACUCUCCCUAUUCAGAAUCCAAAGGUACAACUGCCCUCUUAACCUCCACUCUCUCUGCGUUAAAGUCCAUGUGUAUGCUUUUCUCAUUGUUUAUUUCAAGUGCAGUGUUUUCUUCUAAAUUUUUUAACUGUCUUAGCCUUCAAUUUUUUUUGUCCUUUUCAUAUACUAACAUCAUCUUGCAAUUGGCAUAGAUAUGUGAAUACAUUCAUAUUCCAUCCGAAACUCUUAUUGGCUUUUGCACAAAUCCUUCGUUUUCAACCAAUUAGCCUGUUAAACACUCACCUUAGCUUCGUCGCCAACAUUCAUGCGAAUGUUUUCCGCGUGGUUUUUACUUGGCAACAUGGGGCUGUAGUCCCUCAGCCCAUUUAUGUUUUCUUUGUUAAGAACCAACACCACAAAUGAUUUAUGCUAAAAUCCCUCAAAUGAAAAACUGUCACGAGUUUCUUUCAAAAUUCCAACAAUUCUGAACCAAAUCCGACAAAUCGUGUAAGAACAUAGGAGAAAAUCCGUCAGCUCCUGGAGCCUUGUUUGCUAUCAUAGUAAAGAGAGAUUGUUUAACCUCUUCUUCCGCAGAACGUUUUGACAGCUCUCCAAAAUCUCCCUUGAUGUUUCAGUCGGUACCUCCUUUUCUAAGGAAGGCCCCUAGUCGGCCUCAAUGAAUAAAUAAACUGACAUAAAGCUCAUUUGUGCUCUCGUUUGUGCCAAUCAUCUCUUGUAAUAUCUUUUCGCUCCGAUUAAUCAACAGACGGAUGGCGUUUCUCUUUUCCUUCCCGAGAAUCUCCCUCCAUUUAGCCUUCAAGGUUUCUAUAAUGCCUAUCCUACACUUCAAGCAUCUCUGCAUCCUCCAAUUCCUGGAGAAAUCUGCCCGUUUCAUCUUUCUUCCAAAGUAUCUUCCUCUCUGAGUAGCAUAAAAAAUAUUAUUUCCUUGUAAACAGUAAGAAAAACGUUGACCAGAAUUGAAUUACCCUCCAGAAACAAGAAGUCAGGAUGUAGGUUUGUCAGGUGGCUGGAGUAGGUGUUUAUGAUGCUGGUGAUUCUUCAUAUAUUCCUGUAUAUGGUGAUUAAUCUGACGAGAUAAAACUUUGAUUGGCUCUCUUUUCAGUGAGUAGUUGUAAACGGCGUUUCCUGCGCAGUAAGACUGUCUUGGUGUAUUUAGACAAUGUAGUUGCUAUUUAAUUUAACUUUUUUUUUUUAAUAAAUGGAGACUUCAAUCAGGAAAGCCACGGAUAAAUGAACCAUUUAAGGAAAUGUUCUCCUUCAUAUUAUAUAUUUGAGUAGAUUUUUUAUGUUGCUAUUAAGUUCCUUGAUAGAUACAAUACAUUAAUUAGAAGCUAUUCGUAGAAAAUGAAUAUGUUAGUUAGAAAAACCACCUGCAGAUUAACUAUUUGAAGAAAGUCUUCGCUUAUGCGUUGCAUACCCGUGUAGAUUAUCUAUGUUGCCAUUUUGUCCAAACCAUAUUCUUGCUUAAAACCUUAUUUUCUUCCCUAUGAAUCAUUGACCUCCGUGUCGAAUACAACUCAUCAAUUAGAAGUUGUGAUUUCAACGAGCUGUGCUCUUUUUAUCUCCUGCCAUCUUCAGGCAUUUGCGUCAGCCGGUCUCGGGGGAUGGAAGCUCCAUGGGAUAGUGAAGCCCGAGUCCGUGUGA